UUUUUUUCAGGGAUUAUUAUUUUUUCUAUUUUCAAUUAUAAUUUUGACUUGAAACGUACUAUUUUUACAGAGACAGAUGUGGGGGCGGCCACGGUUGUAAGUUAGCUGAAAGAAGGCAAAUUAGGCUGUUCAGAGCCAAAGUUUGUUUCUUUUAUUUAAAUUUUGUUUAAUGUGAUGAGAAAAGAAUGCUGGCUUAGGUGCAUGGCUUCUCCAUUUGUUUUGGCUUAGUCGAAUUAUUGACUUUUUUGUAAUUCCUGUUUACAAUCUUCAGAGGUAGGGUGUUAGACUAUUGUUAACAAGUAUCUAAGUCUUGUACUGCGUUUUUUGGGCAAAAAAUGGUGCCACAAGGGCCUCCAACUCCUCUUGGGGGAGGACCCCAGCCUAUUCAGCCUUCACUACUGCGUUCUAAUUCGAGUUUGUUGGGUGGUCAUGAAGGUGGGAUGCCUUCCCAGAAUUCUUUUGCGCCUCUAGGAUUGCCACAUACCCAGUUUAAUAACAUUAACAUGCUUGGGAAUGUGCCCAAUCGAUCUUUUGUUAAUGGUGGUCUAAGUUCUGGGCUCUCUGGACUGGGGACCUCCCAACGGGGACUUAUUGAAAGCGGUGCUGAGCCCGAUCCACUUUCCAAUGCUGGAAAUGGGGUGGGAUUUAAUCCUCCUUCCACAUCAUAUGCACCUUCUUCUAUAACAACCAACCAAAAUUCAACCAGUCAAGUUCAAGGGCAACAACAAUUUGCAAACCUUUCUGGCAAUCAGAUGGUAAUAGAUCAUCAACAGACCCAACAAUUUGAUCCGCAAAAUUUUCAACAGAAUCAGCAUCAGUUACAGCAGUUUUCUGCUCCCAGCAACCCCCAACAACAGCAACAGCUUCCAACAAUGCGAGCUGGACUAGGAGGCAUUGGACCUGUCAAGCUGGAGCCACGAGUGAUGAAUGAUCAAACACUUCAGCAGUUGCAGGUUUUGAGGAAUCUUGGUACUGUAAAAUUGGAGCCACAGCAGAUGCAAGGUAUCAGAAGCUUGCCACCUGCCAAGAUGGAACCCCAACAUUCAGACCAGUCAUUGUUUUUACAUCAGCAACAGCAACAGCAACAGCAGCUCCUCAUGUCCAGACAGUCCUCUCAGGUGGCUACAGCUGCACAGAUUCAGAGGCUGAUGCAACUCCAACAUCAGCAACAACCGCAACUGUUGAAG
This is a messenger RNA of Olea europaea var. sylvestris, 1187 nucleotides long. Its product is annotated as transcriptional corepressor SEUSS-like. Lineage: Eukaryota; Viridiplantae; Streptophyta; Magnoliopsida; Lamiales; Oleaceae. The transcript has a single exon. The annotation marks the transcript as partial. The record is from RefSeq and is a predicted model, not a curated record.